CAUACAGCUUCCCGCUUCGCGCCGAGGUCGAAUCCUGCAACAACGCCCGCCUCGCCGAACUCGAAGGGGCGACGCAGACCUACAAGGCCGUGGACGCCGUCGGCUGGGACGCCUCCAAUCAGCGCCUCACCGCCGCCGACGCCGAGCCCCUCCUCGAGCGCCUCAUCGCCCCCGCGGACGUCUCCCUCAAGAUCGGCGCGCAGGUCAUGCUCAUCCAGAACGUCAUCCAGGGCGUCCUCGUCAACGGCUCCGUCGGCCGCGUCGAGGAGUUCUGCACCGUGCACGAGGCGAUCGAGCGCGCCAUCGACGUCGCGCAGAUCAAGAUGCGCGACGGGCACCCCUACGGGUCCGCGGACCCCGACAGCAAGGGCGAGUACCAUAUUCGGAGGGAGCCGAUUGCCAAUAUGCGGCCGAUGAAUGAGGCGGUGUUUUCGAAGAGUCAGCGCUUCCCGCUGGUGCGGUUUACGAAUGGGAGCCAGCUGUUGUGCGCGCCGUUGAUGUUUACGGUGGAGGGGAUCAUGGGGAAUGUGGAGGUGUCGAGGAUGCAGGUGCCGCUCAUACUCGCUUGGGCGCUGUCGGUGCACAAGUCGCAGGGUCAGACCUUGCAGCGUGUCAAGGUCGACCUGGGCAGGACGUUUGAGAAGGGACAAGGUAUGUCUGACCCUUUCUCGUCUGGAAUGACGGCUGAUCUGUAUUGUAGCUUACGUCGCCGUCUCUCGAGCGACGUCUAUGGAGGGUCUCGAGAUCGUAAAUUUCCAGCCAUCGAAGUACGUCCCUUAUCGUAUCGCUGAAGCCAAUAUUGACAGCCUCGCAGAGUCCUGGCGCACCCCCGCGU
This is a messenger RNA of Schizophyllum commune H4-8, 835 nucleotides long. RefSeq lists its product as uncharacterized. The transcript has a single exon. The record is from RefSeq and is a predicted model, not a curated record. NCBI's taxonomy places the organism in Eukaryota, Fungi, Basidiomycota, Agaricomycetes, Agaricales, Schizophyllaceae. Bases 207 to 791 code for a protein of 194 amino acids.